AUGUACAGCUCAGGUGGUAGUGGAAGGGUCUACAGACACCUGGCCAGCUCAGGUGGUGGUGGAAGGGCCUACAGACACCUGACCAGCUCAGGUGGUAGUGGAAGGGUCUACGGACACCUGGCCAGCUCAGGUGGUAGUGGAAGGGCCUACAGACACCUGACCAGCUCAGGUGGUAGUGGAAGGGCCUACAGACACCUGGACACUUCAGGUGGUAGUGGAAGGGCAUACAGACACAUGGACAGCUCAGGUGGUGGUGGAAGGGCCUACAGACACCUGGACAUGUCGGUGGUGGUGGAAGGGUCUACAGACACCUGGCUAGCUCAGGUGGUAGUGGAAGGGUCUACGGACACCUGGCCAGCUCAGACACCUGGACAUGUCGGUGGUGGUGGAAGGGUCUACAGACACCUGGCGGCUAGCUCAGGUGGUAGUGGAAGGGUCUACGGACACCUGGCCAGCUCAGGUGGUGGUGGAAGGGCCUACAGACACCUGACCAGCUCAGGUGGUAGUGGAAGGGUCUACGGACACCUGGCCAGCUCAGGUGGUGGUGGAAGGGCCUACAGACACCUGACCAGCUCAGGUGGUAGUGGAAGGGUCUACGGACACCUGGCCAGCUCAGGUGGUGGUGGAAGGGCCUAUAGACACCUGACCAGCUCAGGUGGUAGUGGAAGGGCCUACAGACACCUGGACACUUCAGGUGGUGGUGGAAGGGCAUACAGACACAUGGACAGCUCAGGUGGUGGUGGAAGGGCCUACAGACACCUGGACAUGUCGGGUGGUGGUGGAAGGGUCUACAGACACCUGGACAGCUCAGGUGGUAGUGGAAGGGUCUACAGACACCUGGCCAGCUCAGGUGGUGGUGGAAGGGCCUACAGACACCUGACCAGCUCAGGUGGUAGUGGAAGGGCCUACAGACACCUGGACACUUCAGAUGGUAGUGGAAGGGCAUACAGACACCUGGCCAGCUCAGGUGGUAGUGGAAGGGUCUACGGACAACUGGACAUGUCGGGUGGUUUCAAAAGGGUCAUCCAUCAGGAGUAA
Molecule: messenger RNA, 1038 nt
Organism: Haliotis rubra (blacklip abalone)
Lineage: Eukaryota; Metazoa; Mollusca; Gastropoda; Lepetellida; Haliotidae
Product: keratin, type I cytoskeletal 9-like
Exons: 3
Coding region: 1-1038 (345 amino acids)
Source: RefSeq, a predicted model, not a curated record